AUGGAAUGUGGAAAAAUAUUCAGUGGCAGCAGAAAGAGCUUCAGUAUUAAGCAUUAUCUUACUUCACAUGAAAGGACCCAUACAGGGGAGAAACCAUUUAAAUGCAUGGUGUGUGGAAAAACAUUCAGCCACAGGAGUAGCCUGACUUUACAUCUAAGAACACACACUGGAGAGAAACCAUUUAAGUGUAUGGAAUGUGGAAAGAGCUUAAGCCAAAACAGUCAAUUUACUGGACAUCAAAGAACCCACACAGGGGAGAAACCAUUUAAAUAUAUGUAGUGUGGAAAGAGGUUCAGGGAGAGCAGUUCACUUACUUCAAAUCAAAGAACCCACACAGGGUAGAAACCAUUUUAAUAUAUGGAAUGUGGAAAGAGCUUCAGUUGGAGAGAUCAACUUACUGUACAUCAAAGAACCCACACGGGAGAAACCAUUUAAAUGGACGGAAUGUGGAAAGAGCUUCUGUGGCAGCCAUAGCCUUGCUCAAAAUCACAGAACCCACAUAGGGAAGAAGCCAUUGAAAUGCAUGGAAUGUGGAAAGAACUUCAGUGUGAGACUCACUGUAAAUCUUUAACAUUUUGAAGGUAAAGUUGCUUGCCUCCGUAGCAGUCUUUUUUUUUUUUAAUAUAUUUUUUUUAUUUUUUAUUUUGUUUCUUCACAGGUAUCUUUAUAUGAGAUGAAUUUUCUCAUUUACAUCAGAUACCAGUAUAAUUAAGAAGCAAUAGUUAUCCAACAACAGUAAACAAGCAUUCAAAUGCUAACAAAGAAAAUAAAAUCUCUCAGACACCCAACCUCUGACUAAACUGAUAUGCAGUCUAAAUGAUUGUGAAUAAAAUUCUGUUUCCUUUCUGUUAGGCCAUUACAUCGUUUAUAAGUGUCUCCAUAUCCUCCAGGCUUCCACUGAUGGACAAUGCACAAACGUAUCUUCCGAAGUGUAUUCAAUAAAGGA
This is a messenger RNA of Rhineura floridana, 946 nucleotides long. RefSeq names its product zinc finger protein 41 homolog. Gene Ontology annotation, molecular function: DNA-binding transcription factor activity, RNA polymerase II-specific; RNA polymerase II cis-regulatory region sequence-specific DNA binding. Gene Ontology annotation, biological process: regulation of transcription by RNA polymerase II. The coding region runs from base 1 to 279 and encodes 92 amino acids. Lineage: Eukaryota; Metazoa; Chordata; Lepidosauria; Squamata; Rhineuridae. The record is from RefSeq and is a predicted model, not a curated record. The transcript has 2 exons.